Messenger RNA from Cucurbita moschata (crookneck pumpkin), 1183 nucleotides. RefSeq names its product transcription repressor OFP1-like. Gene Ontology annotation, biological process: negative regulation of DNA-templated transcription. The coding region runs from base 60 to 1082 and encodes 340 amino acids. The transcript has a single exon. Gene Ontology annotation, molecular function: DNA binding. The record is from RefSeq and is a predicted model, not a curated record. Lineage: Eukaryota; Viridiplantae; Streptophyta; Magnoliopsida; Cucurbitales; Cucurbitaceae.
CAGAAACAGAGAGGAAGAGAGAGAAAAACAGAGAGUUUUUAGAGAGAGAAACUUUUCCGAUGGGAAAUCACAAGUUCCACCUAUUGGAUAUGAUUCCGAACUCCUGGUUAUACAAGCUACGAGAAAUGGGCGGCGGCGGAAGAGGAAAAUCUUCGAACAACCAAUCAUCUUUAGAUUCUAAGAAAAAGCACCGGCAGCCACCGCCGCCGUCAAAAAAAAAACAGCCGGAAAUGCCCCCGCCGCCACCGCUGCCGCAGUCUCGUUCGAGAAAAUCUUACUAUUUCACUAGAGAGCUUGAAUCCAACGAUGGGUUAGGCAAUAAUUCCCCUCCGCCGUCGCCGCCGGUGCCUCCACCGCUGAGAAAGUCAUCAAAACAGCAGAACCCCGGAAGAAGACGAACUAGUUCCCGGUUGUCGGCGGGGAAAGUCGUCAACUCAUCCUCCGUCGGCUGCAGCUGCCGCACUACGACGGAGUCCAUCUCAACCAAAUCAAAUUCUCCACCGGAAUUCUCCACGUCACCCUCCGACACUUCCCCUGUACCCAAACCCAAAUUCCAAACCGACAAAAUCCCCGCCGCCAAAUCCCAAUUCUUCGAUCGCGACAUCGUAAUCGACGUGUCGUCGAAGUAUCCCGACAAUGUCAUCAUCGGCUCCUUCGAUUCCCUGUCGGAACUGGACCUCCCGCCGAUCAUUACAAACCACAAAAAGAAACACACAAAACAGAGGACAACACCGGGAGCGACAACGGCAGCAAGUCCGACAAAGAAAUUUGCAGCGAAUUCCCCCGGCGUACGGCUCCGAAUUCACUCCCCCAAAAUCGGACACCGGAAAAUCGGCAGCCGGAAAAGCACGUCGUCACGGCGGAGCCUUUCCGACAGCCUGGCGGUGAUGAAAUCAUCAUACGAUCCACAAAAGGACUUCAGAGAAUCAAUGGUGGAGAUGAUCGUGGAGAACAACAUUAGAGGUUCGAAGGAUUUGGAAGAUCUUCUUGCAUGUUAUCUCUGCUUGAACGCCGAUGAAUAUCACGAUCUUAUAAUCAACGUGUUCAAGCAGAUCUGGUUUGAUCUUACGGACCCUGUUUGAAUUUUUCAUACUCAAAUUCCAAAACCCAUCUCAAUUUCUUGUACAGUUCUUCAAUCCAAUUCAAAACACAUUUUAAUAGAACUUUUAGUUUAAUCUUUUAA